This is a messenger RNA of Vitis vinifera (wine grape), 1248 nucleotides long. RefSeq lists its product as uncharacterized. NCBI's taxonomy places the organism in Eukaryota, Viridiplantae, Streptophyta, Magnoliopsida, Vitales, Vitaceae. The record is from RefSeq and is a predicted model, not a curated record. The coding region runs from base 41 to 1078 and encodes 345 amino acids. The transcript is spliced from 2 exons.
ACCUCCAUCUCCAUAUGAAAUAAAGAACAAAUACUUGGAAAUGGAGUACAAAGAAAUGGAAGCUUAUGUGAACCAACAAAGGGAAAAAUGGAAGACAUAUGGGUGCACAAUAAUGUCAGAUGGAUGGACAGGGCCCACGAAAUUAAGUAUUAUUAAUUUCAUGGUUUAUUCUAAAGGGACCACGGUGUUCCUUAAGUCAGUCGAUGCAUCGAACUAUAUCAAAGACCACAAGUAUAUAUAUGAGCUUUUGAAGACUAUUAUCAAAGAAGUCGGUAAGGAAAAUGUGGUCCAAAUUGUCACAGAUAAUGGGUCGGCAUUCAUGAAAGCAGGGAAACAAUUGAUGAAGAAGUAUAACUUAUAUUGGACUCCGUGUGCGGCACACUGCAUCGACUUAAUCUUUGAAGACAUCGGUAAAAGACCCAAUGUUAUCGAGGUGAUAAACAAUGCUCGCAAGAUAACUAACUUCAUUUACAAUCAUGGUUGGUUACUAGCACAAAUGAGAAAGUAUUGUGGUGGAGACAUUGUUCGACCAGGAGCUACAAGGUUUGCUACCAAUUAUAUUGCUCUUGACAGUCUUCUAAAAAAAAGGGCUGAUUUGAAAAAAUUGUUUAUGAGUGAUGAAUGGGCACAACACAAACUCAGUCGAACAAAACUUGGACGAGAAUUGGAGCAAUUAUUGUUUGACCAUACGUAUUGGGACAGAUUGACAAAUAUAGUUUCAUUAUAUGAGCCAUUAUAUGUGGUGCUUCAACUUGUGGAUUCUGAAGUUGUUCCCACAAUGCCAUUUGUGUACGAGCUUAUGCACGUGAUGAAAGAGAACCUUAUUCGUCAAGGAGCUGGAGAUUGGAUGUUCAAAAUAAUACAAGAUCGUUGGCAGAAAACACUAAAACAUCCACUUCAUGCAGCAGCAUACUUCUUGAAUCCAAGAUUUCAAUAUAGGCGUGGAGUUGGUAGUGAUCCGGAACUACUUCAAGCUGUUCAUGAUGUUUUUGCAAAAUUAGAUCCAACUACUGAAUCGCUUGGUCAAUUUGGAAAUGAGGUGAAUAAAAAAUUGUUAUUUUUGUCAAUAAAACAAUAAUUUCAUUCAUCAAUUUAUUUGAACGUUUACUAACAAAUUAAAUGUUGAAUACAUAGCUUGUACUUUUUUGAGAUGCAAAAAGAGGAUUCGGUGAUCGAGCGGCAAUUGCAUCAAGGUCAACCAUGGUGCCUGGUGAGUCUUUAUAGGAAAAAAUUGAUUAUUAUUAUUGU